Molecule: messenger RNA, 2809 nt
Organism: Lampris incognitus (smalleye Pacific opah)
Lineage: Eukaryota; Metazoa; Chordata; Actinopteri; Lampriformes; Lampridae
Exons: 17
Coding region: 29-2809 (926 amino acids)
Source: RefSeq, a predicted model, not a curated record
UACAUGUGGUACAGAUCAGGCGGGAAAUAUGAUGACCAUAAGCUGGACAGUCAGACUCAUGACAUUCCUGGCCCUAAUAACUGACAUGUCUUGUUUUAAAUCACCAUUCAAAACCAAGGACACCCAUCUGACAGCUGAAGAGGGCUCCUGCGUUCAGAUUGCCUGCACCGUCAUCCAAGAUGUUUUUGACAGCAAUGCAAACUGGUUCUGGAUACGAAAUCCACAGUGGAACCCGACAAGCAAAGAUUUUAAUGGCACUAUCGUUUACAGUAACAACCAGGACAGUGCCAUCAGCCAGGACUUUGCAGAGCGGGUGCAAUAUCUUGGCCCCUCACAUUUUGGCGAAGGUUCAAAAAAUUCCCUGUGCGGCAUUUCAAUGACCAACCUGAAGAGAGCGGACAGCGGGAACUACUCUUUUAGGUUUGCAGGACAGCGGAAAUGGAUAACCACCCCGGGGGUGAAGUUAACAGUUAAAGGCCUAGAAAUCACAUGGCUCAAACUGUCACUCAGCAGUCUACAAUUAGAGGACAACAACCCCAUAAACAUCACAGCCAGCUUCGUCGUGGACUGGCAGAACAACCACAUGGUGUUUUCCUGCCGUGCUCGGGGUAACACGGAGCCGUGUCUGGACCACAACAUUACCUUAACUGUACAAUAUCCCCCAAAGAACACUUCAGCGUCAGUGGAGCCCACUGGUCCGGUGCAGGAGGGCAACGCUGUGACCCUGAACUGUGACAGCGUGGCUUUUCCAGCGGUGGAGACCUACACCUGGUACAGAGUGGGUCAGACAUGGAAUGAAACUGUAAGUUCUGAAAGAAGCUUCACCUUCCAAGCAAACAAGCUUUCAAGUGGCAAGUAUUUCUGUAAAGCCAUGAAUAACCAAGGAGCUGAAGACUCCAACCACAUCAGCAUCGAUGUAACAUACAGCCCGAGGAAUAUCACAGUUUCCAGCAAUGGUUGCCAUAACAACCAAGUGAAAGUCAACAGCCCUCUCAAAUUCACCUGUAACGCCGAUGCCAACCCUCAACCGUCAAGCUACACCUGGUACUACAAAGGUGGUCCGUCUUGGUGGUGGACGAAGUUGACAGGUCAUCAACACACCCUCACGUUGCACCAUGUCCUACGUACACAUGACGGAUGUUACAUGUGCAGUGCAACCAACACAAUUGGAAAAGGGGUGAAUGGGAGCGCUUUGUGCGUACACGUACUUUACCCUCCCACCAAACCUUUUCUUGAGAUGAUUCCUGUGGCUAAGGAGGGCGACUUCAUCACCAUCGGAUGUACUGUUCAAAGCGUCCCAUUUUCAGAACUCACCCUGACAUGGACCUCCAAGACAAAGCCUCACCUCUCCAAACAGAUCCUCCCUCGAUCUGAUUACAGUUCAGACUCCAAUAACGCUCUCGGUGUCUCGCUAAAUGUCACUUCAGACUCUGAGGGCUUUUAUACCUGCUAUGCCAAAAACUCAGAGGGAUCCAACAAAACUGAAAUGGAACUAGUGGUUGAAUAUACCCCGAAAAAUGUGACAGUGCUCGCUCAGCCCGGUACUGUUGUGAGUGAAAAUGAACCAUUGGUGCUGACCUGCAUGGGCCAGUCUCAUCCACCUGUGACCUCCUACAAAUGGCUGAAGAACCAGGGGGUUGAGAUGGUGGGUCAGUUUCAGAACUUCAGUUUGAAGUCCCUGGCUCCUUCUGACAGCGGAUUCUACAGCUGUGCAGCUACGAACCCCAUCGGAAUAGGGCACUCAAAGGAACUCGAGAUCAAAGUCAAGUAUGCCCCAAGGCACACAGACAUUAUUCGCUCAUCUGACGACCCGUGGCGGGACAGGUGGAGUCCUGUGGUACUGAGCUGCAGGAGUCACAGCUUCCCCCCCGUCAACCAGUACAGGUGGUACAGGAUGACGAAGGACGACGUUGACGACAAAUUUGUUUCUAGUCACCGCAACCUAACCGUCCACGCAGACCAGCCGGGAAGUUACUACUGUGUCGCCUCCAAUGGCAUGGCAGACAGAAAGUCUGAGCCGGUGCAACUCUUUAUUUACCCCAUGGGACCUUUAAUGUGGAGCCUGUCAUUCAUCCUCUCCUUUAUUAUCAUUCUGCUUGCUCUUUUUUUCAUCCAUUUCUGCAGGUACAAGAGAAAUACAAGUCAACAAGAGGCUACCAACACAUGGCCUUGUUUCAGCUGCUUGGAUUUUCUGGUCACACAAAAUGGCACCAGGGAGCGUCUGGUGAGCGAGAAUAUGUUGGCAGAGCCUCGUAGGAACAGAGAUGACAUUUUGCCAGACAACACAUACUGCCUGGAGCCCCAGCCCUGCAGGCCUUGUCCAGACAGCAUGUCAAACCUCACCACUGUGUACAGCAUGCUGCACCUGCCCUCGGAACAGCAGGUGAGGUAUGAGAGUCGUUUGCCACAGGAGCCAAUGGAUGAAGCACGCGAUGGACACAGGGAGCAUGAAGCGGUCAGCUAUGCAUCCCUACAGUUUGUGCAUCAGAAAAAAAACGAAAGUUCUGCGAGUGCUAAAGUCAUGACGAGUGAGGAUCAUGUGUACGCUAAGGUCGCCCAGCCAAAGCUGAAUGAAAAGGGGGAGCUGGGGGACUAUGAGAACAGUAAAGGAGCAUGUGCUCCAAGGUGUCAAACAAACAGCAGUUCAGAGACCAGCGAUGAAGAGGUAGAGCUCAAGUACUCUGAGGUGAGCUUCACGGCAAAGCGAGACCCUCAGAGACCCUCUCGCCGCUUUAGUAUGGACACCAGCAGCUCAGAUGAUGACGACUACCGCCUCCAUUUUGCCGAUGUUGAGGUUUGGCCUGCUUAG